GGCCUGUGGCUCGGGGUGGCUAUGAGAUCCUGCCCUGAAGAGAAGUACUGGGACUCCUUGCUGAACGGCUGCAUGUCCUGCAGGCCAAUCUGCGCCCAACGGAGACCGAGCACCUGCACAGCCUUCUGCAAGUCCCUCAGUUGCCUCAAGGAGCAAGGUAAAUAUUACGACCGUCUCCUGAAAGACUGCGUCAGCUGCACCCCCAUCUGCGGACAGCACCCAAAGCCAUGUGAAUACUUCUGUGAGAACAAACUCCGGAGUCGAGUGAACCUUCCACCCCAGCUCAGGAGGCCACAGAUGGGGGAGACGGAAACCAGGUCAGACAACUCAGGAAGGUACCAGGGAUUGGAACACAGAGGCUCAGAGGCAGGUCCAGUCCUCGUGGGACCCAAGCUGAGCGCCGACCAGCUGGUCCUGAUCUACAGCACGCUGGGGCUCUGCCUCUGCACCAUACUCUGCUGCUUCCUGGUGGCCGUGGGCUGCUUUCUCAAGAGGAGGGGAGGGGGGCUCUCCAGCCAGCCCACAGCAGGGCGGUGCAGAACCCGGAACAAGUCCUCCCACGGGUCCCCGCCCUCCCCUGACCGUGCGCUGGGGUUUGCACCCAGGGCCUUGCACAUACGUGCUAAGCACGUGCUCUUCCACUGA
This is a messenger RNA of Ictidomys tridecemlineatus (thirteen-lined ground squirrel), 645 nucleotides long. The record is from RefSeq and is a predicted model, not a curated record. NCBI's taxonomy places the organism in Eukaryota, Metazoa, Chordata, Mammalia, Rodentia, Sciuridae.